Molecule: messenger RNA, 3799 nt
Organism: Globicephala melas (long-finned pilot whale)
Lineage: Eukaryota; Metazoa; Chordata; Mammalia; Artiodactyla; Delphinidae
Gene: RPL11
Product: ribosomal protein L11
Biological process (GO): translation
Cellular component (GO): ribosome; cytosolic large ribosomal subunit
Molecular function (GO): RNA binding; structural constituent of ribosome
Source: RefSeq, a predicted model, not a curated record
UUUGCUUCCCUUCAUCCGCUUCCAUCCACGGCCGGCGGAGCCUGCGGGGGUUACCUCUCCCGCCGCCCGAGGAGAACGGAGACCGCGAUGCCGGCCGUGCCGAAACUGGCAGAGCCAUACGAGCCGAGGCCGCGGAGCUGGACCCUGUCGCUUUCCUCCCAUCCUCCCAGGAGCAGGCUCGGGGCAGCCGCGGGAGGCCCAGAAGCACGGCCUGCAGGCUGCAGCGAGGGCCAGUGGAGCGAUCGGAGGGGUGUCUGGGACGCGGGGUUCGGACCUGUUGCUGGGCCCCGGGACCUGCAGGAUCAAGGGGAGAAGGAGAACCCCAUGCGGGAACUUCGCAUCCGCAAGCUCUGCCUCAACAUCUGCGUGGGGGAGAGUGGAGACAGGCUGACCCGGGCAGCCAAGGUGCUGGAGCAGCUCACAGGCCAGACCCCUGUGUUCUCCAAAGCUAGAUACACCGUCAGAUCCUUUGGCAUCAGAAGAAAUGAAAAAAUUGCCGUCCAUUGCACAGUCCGUGGGGCCAAGGCAGAAGAAAUCCUGGAGAAAGGUCUGAAGGUGCGAGAGUAUGAGUUAAGAAAAAAUAACUUCUCGGACACUGGCAACUUUGGCUUUGGAAUCCAAGAACACAUCGAUCUGGGGAUCAAAUAUGACCCAAGCAUUGGUAUCUACGGCCUGGACUUCUAUGUGGUGCUGGGUAGGCCAGGUUUCAGCAUCGCAGACAAGAAGCGCAGGACAGGCUGCAUUGGGGCCAAACACAGAAUCAGCAAAGAGGAGGCCAUGCGCUGGUUCCAGCAGAAGUAUGAUGGGAUCAUCCUUCCUGGCAAGUAAAUUCCCGUUCCUAUCCAAAAGGCUAAUAAAAAGUUUUCAGUGAAAUGUACAAUUACUGUUGUGUGUUCUGUGAAAGGAGCCUGGCCAUAUUCAAGUCCUUGGACCUCAAGCCACUUAAAGCUUCGAUGGGAGUAGCUGGUAACAACCCUGUCACCCCUGAUUGGAUGCCAGUGUUUCCUGGCAGAUCCAAACCUGAGAACUUCCGCAGCACUGUCUGUGCUCACCACACCCUUGUUGACAGGCUGUGGUGCAGUGACCCCGUGGAAACUGACUGUAGAGGGGAGGGAGUGGUUGGGGCUGGGUUUGAAUUUAGAGCCUUGAUUAAAGUGGGGUGCAGGGCUCCCCUCUGUUCAGCAAUUCUGCUCUUCAUUAGAGGUUUUACCAGCAACGAUGUAUGAAAGGAUCAGAGGCUUUGGUGUGGUGCUUGGGAUUAAAUAUUGGACUCAGUUUUCCUUUAAAAUGAGAAUCUAGAGUUGAUGAGACUGUAAGUAGAGAAAGGGAGUGGUCUUUGAGACACAUUGCAUGGAUGUGAUUCCUCGCCCUGCAUUUUAUUAGCUGUGUUUAAAUCUGCCUCAGCUUCCCCGUGUGUAUCGUGAAGGCAAUAAUGGUUAUAUCCCUCAGGAUUAAACGGUUUGAUACUUGUAGGAUGCUUAAACAUGUACCAGGCACAAAGUGCUCAAAAGGGAUUAAUUUUGUGUUAUCAUCUGUGAGAAAUGUUACUCUUAACCAGUUUGCUCCCCCUUUGGUGUGAAAGUGGAACGUGUCUUGCCUGUACUUUACCAGGUCACUGAAGCAGUGACAUUCAAAAGCCACCAUUUCUCUAUUGGACACAAUACUUGGCCAGUGGUUCAUAGUUUAAAUUUUGAGCACAAGUUAACUCAAUAAUUUACUCACUUGUGACAAGUGAGUUCAGUUGUCCCUGGGCCACCUUUUCGUUGCUGUUAAAUGGUUCUCUAAUUUAAUAGCUGCCUUCGUAGGUAUUUUUAAACCUUGAAGUUAUUUGGUAUGCGCAACUGUUUAUGAAGAUACUACUUAGUCUUCCUGAUAAAGUCUUAGGCAUCAGAUCCAGAUGCUUAAAGGAGAGAAUCAUGAAAUGUGUUAGCAUAAACCUUUUGUUUCACUUAAAACAUCAAUGUGCAUUCACUUCUCAGUCUUUUACUGUGGGCCACCACUUUGUAAAUGGAGUAAAGACUUGUGAACGAGCCCAAUUCUUGUGAUUCAGCUUCACUUUUACAGGUGGGUGCACCUCAUUGUUAAACAUCUGUAAUUACACUAACAACUACAACUGGAAUAAACAUCUUAGAGAACAAAGUAACUCUUGGUGAAUAUAUUAGUUAACAAGGACUGGGUGCUAGCUGCUGUGGGAAGUCAGUAUAUUUUCCAGAGGUGGGAGUGUAUGCUAGCUUCAUCUAAAUAAAGCACUGCAGGAAAAUGAAAUGUAGAAAGUGGAAGUCCUGAUAGUAUUGCCGUCCUUGUGCUCUUUACUGUUAGCCAUUUGCCGUGUAGCUGUGUUUUUAAGCUUGUGGUACUAUUUAGUUUAACUGUACACCUGCCCACCCUCCAUUUGUUCCUGCUGUAUUGUGUACUCAGUUGAGUUCACUUCCCAUUUAAAAAUUAAACCGCCUGGGCUUCUGGCCCAGAGGGAAAAAGGCCCUAGGGAGUUUGGAGACUAGCUGGAUUUUACUCAUAGUUCUAGCAGUGGUAUUUUAGGUGAGUGAUGAAACAUGUUGGGAACUGGAACAGGUGAGGACGCUUCCUUAACCAGUUUAGAGCAGCAGUGGCAGGAAAGCUUACCCGCUCUCUGAUUAGAAGCUUGGCUUCCAGACAAAUGUCACACAGGGUCUGAAGCAUUGAUGUUUGGGUCGAGCUGGCUUGGAUCACUUGGGUGUUGUUAGAACUCCUGUAGGCCCCACCUCAGACCCGAAUUCCUUUAACAAGAUCUGUAGGUGAUAUGUAUGCAUACUAAAGAGUAGAAGCGCUGACCGCAUCCUAGGUCAAAACAGAGAGGAGAGGGAAGGCAUAACGGGGAGACUUCUUUCAUAAGUUUAGUUUUAUGAAGUUCCUUCUGUGUGGUUUUUCUCAUUUCCUCAGCUACUGCCCAUGAAAACUUAGGUAGAUGUUAGGUGACUCUGGACCCACGCUACAUGUGGUUGUCCAGAAUAAGGUAGUGUCCCUGGCGGGCAUCUGUCUAUCCCAGUUUCAGGCUCGGGAACACUAGAUGCUGCUUGGAUGAAUGAAUGUUGUAGUCCUGCAACUACCCUUUGGGGUAGAGUUCUCAAACUGGGGCAGUGUUGCCCCUCCCCAUCCUGGGGUAUUUGGAUAUUUGUGGGGGUGGGCUUUUGGUUAUCACAGUAACCAGGGCUGCUAUGGGCUACUGGAGGUCAAGGGUAUCAAAUAGUCCGCCAUUCGGGACGAUCACAAAUGUGUGAUGUGCUAUGGGGGUAGUUACAGGGUGGUUACUGGUGACUUUAGCUACAUGAUGGGCUAGCUAGCCAGCUGUGCAAACGCUAGCAGGUCCCAGUCUGGUUGAGGAGCAGCAGGGAGACCACAGCCAGAGGGAGCGAGGGAAUAGUCAGGUCAGGCCUGUGCGGAGCCAGAUCGCAGAGCCUGCUAUUGGAGGCUCCAGCUGUUUGGCGAGACAGACUUUAGGAAGGGGAACUAGGGCAGAAAGGGAGGGACCACGUGGGCUGUUGUUCCAGGGUGCUGGCACGUCAUCCACAUCGGAUAGCCAAACGGACGGGAGAGAUCAAAAUCCAGCCAGGGAAGUGUAGUCACAGGAAAUCAUACAUGUGCAUAUGUUACUGUUUUGAGCUGUUAGGUAGAAAACGUGCCAGAUAACUUCAGUCAGAAGUGAUUGCAUGAGAAUCACAAGACUAAAGACAGUUUCUCCAUUGGAAAUGCUAAUUCACAAACAUGGCUCAUGUUACCUUCCGGCCUUUUUUUUUAAAAAAAAAAACAAAUUGAGAGGAAA